Coregonus clupeaformis (lake whitefish) is the source of this 1846-nucleotide messenger RNA. RefSeq names its product guanine nucleotide-binding protein G(t) subunit alpha-2-like. Bases 196 to 1254 code for a protein of 352 amino acids. Gene Ontology annotation, biological process: detection of chemical stimulus involved in sensory perception of bitter taste; adenylate cyclase-modulating G protein-coupled receptor signaling pathway. Lineage: Eukaryota; Metazoa; Chordata; Actinopteri; Salmoniformes; Salmonidae. Gene Ontology annotation, cellular component: heterotrimeric G-protein complex; photoreceptor inner segment; photoreceptor outer segment. The record is from RefSeq and is a predicted model, not a curated record. The transcript has 9 exons. Gene Ontology annotation, molecular function: GTPase activity; G protein-coupled receptor binding; GTP binding.
CAUAUGCUUUAAACCACAGACUACCCGAGUGACAUUUAGCACUUGAACCUGCAGAGAAGCGACACUCUUGACUUAACCCUCGAACGGCAGCCCUACCUACCUAACUGACAACUACCGAACAAUCUAAACACAUCGUUCAGUGACUGAAAGGCCGUUUUCUGUGUAGCUGAGCACUCGGGGCAACUAACCGCCAAGAUGUCGAUGGACGUGCCUGAGGAUCUGGAGAUGGAGGGAGAGGAGGGCAUAGACUCCAAGGAGCUGAAGAAGCAGCUGGCAGAGUCCAAGGCAGUUAAAGUGCUGAUGCUGGGCGCUGAGGAGUCGGGGAAAAGCACCAUCGUAAAACAAAUGAAAAUCCUCCACCAGGGUGGUUUUAAUAAGGAGGAGAAGGUGAAGUCCAGAGGGGUGAUCUUUGGUAACAUCCUGCAGUCAGCUCUGUCCAUCGUCAGAGGCAUGAGCAUCCUGGGGAUCAAGUACGGAUCACCGGCCGCAGAGGAUGAAGGCAAGAAGCUGGAGAACCUAUCCAACUCUACUGAGGAAGGAACCAUGCCUCCUGAGCUGGCUGAGUGCAUCAAGAAUCUGUGGAUGGACCCUGGCAUCCAGGAGUGCUUCGAGUCAGCAGCUGAGGGCUACCAACUCCUCGACUCCGCUCACUACUUCCUCAGUGACCUGGAGCGUGUCACUCAGGCUGACUUCACCCCCAACGACCAGGACAUCCUACGGUGCAGGAUCAAGACUGGCGGGGUCAAUGAGGAGAGGUUCAUCUGCAAAGAUGUCAAAUUCAGGAUGUUUGAUAUGAGCGGUAGAAGAGAAGAGAGGAAGAAGUGGAUCCACUGUUUUGAGGGCGUCCAUUGCAUCCUGUUCUGUAGUGCCCUCAGCGCAUAUGACCUGGUGCUGCUGGAGGACGACGAGAUGAACCGCAUGCACGAGUCUCUCCAUCUAUUCAACAGUAUCUGCAACCACAGGUUCUUUGAGGAUACCACCCACGUGCUUUUCCUCAACAAGAAGGACGUCUUCCAAGAGAAGAUCAAGCAUGUCCACCUCAAUGUCUGCUUCCCUGACUACGACGGGUCUAACACAUACGAAGACGCCAGCAACCACGUGAAGUUGCAGUUUGAGUCUCUGAACUUGAGGCAGGCGGAGAAACCCAUAUACACCCACAUCACCUGCGCUGUAGACACACAGGACGUGGACCAGGCCUUCAACGCCAUCACGGACGUCAUCAAGACCAACCUAAAAGACGCCGGGCUGUUCUGAGCAGCUCCUGACUGAAGAACUUCCAUCACCCAACUCUUUGGUUUUAUUUGGGCACUGCGCUGGAGGAGGUGGACAGUUGGCGGACAACUCUUUAUCUGCUGUCAUCGUCACCACCACCGAGCCCUGGUUCCUCGGAUGCUCCCUCGACAUCAACAACAUCAUCAUCAAGUCCAUUGGGUUGAAAACAGAGUAUCAACAUUUAACAUUUUUGUUGUAAAAAAAAAAAACAGGCUAUGCAGCAGGCAACGUGCUCUUCCUUGCGCGAGGCAUUGGACAGCACUUAAAUUGUAUAAUGUACCUUUAAACCCCCUGAAGCUAGUAUUUUUGUUUUUACCUUUAGUAGUCUCCUGUUGUCUCGUUUUAACUUGUAAAAAGUUUCGAAGUUAACAGCAGAUAUUUGAAAAUUCUCAUCUAUUUUUAAUUUUGAUCUGUUUUAAUAGCAUAAACGGUGUAUUGUGAGACAAAAGCUUAUUACACUUUGUAAAUAAGAUUAGACCAAACCAAUAUAUAUAUCUUAUGUGCUGUGAGAAAUGGACAGUUUUGAAAAUUACGUUUGUUCUUUUUUAGACAUAAAAUAAAGAUGGAUAGACUA